CAUGAUUCUACUGAACACGAGAGUGAUGGUUCAGCAGGUGAUGAUGAUACUCACAGUGAUGAUAUUCCUCAGCAGGGGGAGCCUUCAUCUGAAGACGAAUCUGAAGGUAUUCAUGUUCGACGUUCUAUGCGAGGCAUAGUUCCACAAAGAAAAUACUCCACGUCUGAAUGGAUACUUGUUGCCAGCGAGGGGGAGCCAGCUAGCACCGCAAGAACGAGAGAAAUAAAGAAAAAGGUGGAGGGGGAGAUUUGUAGGUAUCUUCCACCUUCUUUCUUGGAAGUUGCCAAGAGACACCUUAACAUGGAGGCACCUUCUUGGAAAGAGCUCUCCAACAAAUAGUGUAGAACUUCAAUUCUCUGUGUCAAGAAGAAGGCCAUCCAUAUCGAAGAUGACGUGAGUGAUUGAAGGUUUUUGUGGAGAAGGAGAAGAACGUGUGCCAUUUGGAUUCGUCAUUGCGGCCAAAUGACUUCCGCCCCUGGAUAUUCACCAAAAAUAUUUUGUUUGAAGAUUUAUAAAAAUAUUUCUACAUCUUCCCGAAAUGAAGACUUCAUAAUUGGGAUUAGUAUAAAAAACAGAACACCAAUGGUUGAGAUUACAUAUGGUUUAUGCUUAGCUUACCUUAAAAGUUGACUUGCUACAUCAAAUUAGAUGAUACUCUCUGAGGGACUAUUUUCGGAAAAUGGUA
This is a messenger RNA of Cuscuta europaea, 685 nucleotides long. Lineage: Eukaryota; Viridiplantae; Streptophyta; Magnoliopsida; Solanales; Convolvulaceae. The record is from the annotation of a GenBank genome assembly.